AUGUGGCUCGGUCUCCUCUUUUCCAUGAUUUGUCUCGCAGUGCUUGCUUCUAGUGCGGCAGACUCCAGCUCAUCUCCGGAACUCCGAAAUCCGUUGGUGGAUACAUAUCGUGAAAAAAUAGUGCAGUGCCUCAUCCUGGGCGAGUACACCAAGUCCGGGCGCUAUGUGUUUGAAACCCUAUACCACUACUUGACCAUCGAGUAUUCUAUCCGCAAGGAUGCUGAUCAGGACAUCUGGAUUCUUUCGGGAAUCUCAGUGAAUAUAGCUUUGCGUAUGGGCUACCACCGAGAUCCGUCGCACUUGCCAGGGAUUACCCCAUUUGUGGGAGAGAUGAGACGGCGGGCCUGGGCGACAAUUUUACAGGGAGAUAUCUUGAUCUCUACCCAAAUGGGCAUGCCACGCAUGAUCAAGGAUUGGCAAUGUGACACAGUAGAGCCCCGUAAUUUGAAUGACUCGGAUUUCGACGAGGAUUGCUCCGAGCUUCCCCUGUCAAGACCAGAGACGGAGAUCACGACAGUUUCACACCUGGUCGCUCGGCGACGUAUCUUUGAUGCCUUGGGUGUGAUUGUCGAUUUCACUGCGUCGGUUCGACCAGUGACCUACGACGAAGUAAUGCGACUAGAUCGUAUUCUUACUGAUGCGGAGGCCACAGUCCCUGCCUAUCUCCGCAUGAAGGCCAUGGCUGGAGCGGUGACUGAUCCCCCGCAGGUGAUCAUGCACCGACUUUUCCUCAGACUGAUGUUUCAUAAGGGCCAGAUCAUGCUACACUGCAAAUACUUAAGCCCGGACCUAGCCACAUUUCCCGAUGACCGCACAUCAUACUCCUACUCGCGCAGUUCUUGCAUAAAAGCCGCUUUAGGUGUUUUGGAAAUCCAACAUAUAUGCGACGAGGAAACUAUCCCGGAUGGCCAGCUUUAUGCAAUGCGAUGGAGGGCUUCCUCCUUCAUGAAGCAUGAGUUUUUGACAGCGACGAUGCUGCUGUGCUUUCUCACGCGACAGCCAGAUGCUCUGACUGAUGGUCACAACUUGGACCAAAUCAUUGCAGCGCUGACAAGAGCACAAGGUAUCUGGUCGAGGUCGAAAAAUUCAUCGGUGGAAGCAAAGACCGCAGCAGAUACCCUUAGUAUUGUUCUUGCUCAGCAAUCAGGUGACUCUGUUAUGGAUGCAGAGGCUCAGGCUAUGAAAAAUGAUUUUCCCCUAAACUCAGGUCAGUCGUCCGUCUUAUUUUGUCCCUCGUGUCUCUGCUUACGGUGGCUCAGCCCUGUCUAUGCCUUUUCCCACUGGAGGGCUGAAUGGAACCACCCUCGAAGAGAGCUUUAA
This is a messenger RNA of Penicillium coprophilum, 1320 nucleotides long. Its product is annotated as fungal specific transcription factor domain-containing protein. Gene Ontology annotation, molecular function: zinc ion binding; DNA binding. The record is from RefSeq and is a predicted model, not a curated record. Lineage: Eukaryota; Fungi; Ascomycota; Eurotiomycetes; Eurotiales; Aspergillaceae. Gene Ontology annotation, cellular component: nucleus. The transcript has a single exon. Gene Ontology annotation, biological process: DNA-templated transcription. Bases 1 to 1320 code for a protein of 439 amino acids.